This is a messenger RNA of Grammomys surdaster, 1056 nucleotides long. It is a transcript of the gene Cbarp, whose product is annotated as CACN subunit beta associated regulatory protein. NCBI's taxonomy places the organism in Eukaryota, Metazoa, Chordata, Mammalia, Rodentia, Muridae. The record is from RefSeq and is a predicted model, not a curated record. Gene Ontology annotation, cellular component: plasma membrane; secretory granule. Gene Ontology annotation, biological process: negative regulation of voltage-gated calcium channel activity; negative regulation of calcium ion-dependent exocytosis. Bases 4 to 1056 code for a protein of 350 amino acids. The transcript is spliced from 8 exons. Gene Ontology annotation, molecular function: transmembrane transporter binding.
AAAAUGCAGCCCACGGCCACCAUGGCCACAGCGGCCGCCACUACCGCCACGGUUGCCCUGACGACUUCGUGGGACAAUGCCACCAGCCGCCCCACGGCGGAGCCUGACCCCAUCUUGGACAACUAUGUGCUGCUGGUGGUGGUGAUGUCGCUGUUCGUUGGAGGCACGCUGGUGGUACUGUCUGGCGUUCUUCUGCUCUGCAAACGCUGCUGGGAGGUGCACCAGCGCUUCAACAGAGCCAUGGAGGAAGCAGAGAAGACCACCACUACCUACCUGGACAACGGCACCCACCCUAUACAAGACCCCGACUGCAGAGGGGAAGACCCCGAGGGGCAGGACACCGAAACAGAGCGCUUCCUAGCCACCAGCUCCACCGGCCGCCGCGUGUCCUUCAACGAGGCUGCCUUGUUCGAACAGAGCCGCAAGGCUCAGGACAAGGGCCGCCGGUACACCCUGACAGAAGGGGAUUUCCAUCACCUCAAGAAUGCCCGCCUCACCCACCUCCACCUACCGCCCCUCAAAAUUGCUACUAUCCAUGAAUGUGAUUCAGGGGAGGCCAGCGCAGCGGCCACCCCCCACCCAGCUGCCACCCCCAAGGACAGCUUGGCUAUUUUCCAGCCCCCUGGGAAGACCCUCACUGGCCACUCAGUGGGUCCCAGCUCAGCCCUGCCAGGCGAUCCCUACAACUCCGUGGACUUCUCGGAGAUCAGCCCCUCAGCCUCCAGUGACUCUGGGGAGGGCACCUCGUUAGAUGCAGGUACCCGGGGUGCCAAGCCUGCUGGGCCUGAGACAGUGCCUGGGGAGAUGGGCACAGGCUCCUCCGGAGCGGGCACUGUUUUGCAAUUCUUCACUCGGCUACGCCGCCAUGCCAGCCUGGAUGGAGCCAGCCCCUACUUCAAGGUCAAGAAAUGGAAGCUGGAGCCCAGCCAGAGAGCAUCCAGUCUGGACACGAGAGCUGCUGCUUUAGAGAGUGACUUCCAUAUGCAGGUGACUGUGGCUGUGUCCAUAAAGCAGUUUACACAGACAGGCGGCUGCUUAGAGUACAGGGCUGCCUAA